This is a messenger RNA of Peromyscus eremicus (cactus mouse), 984 nucleotides long. RefSeq names its product basic salivary proline-rich protein 1-like. NCBI's taxonomy places the organism in Eukaryota, Metazoa, Chordata, Mammalia, Rodentia, Cricetidae. The transcript has 4 exons. The record is from RefSeq and is a predicted model, not a curated record. Bases 1 to 984 code for a protein of 327 amino acids.
AUGGCCGGGCCCCCAGCCCGGGCCUGCUUCACAUGGCCGGAUCCCCGGGACCCGGGCAGGCCGCGCUCGCCAUGGGCGCCGGCCCAGUCCGAUCCCGGGCGCCGGGACUCCCGCUCUCGCCGGGAGGACCGAGGACCUGCCGAAGGUCCUGGACCCGCCCCCGCCGCGCCGGCGAGCUGGGCCCGGGGGGACGCCGCGGCUCUCCGCUCUGCGCGGGGCCUGGGCCUGGGCCUGGGCUGCGCGGCCUGCCCGGGGCGGGGCUCGGCCCGGCCUGCGGUUAACUCCUUGGAGCCCGGGCUGCGGGCCGGCCACGCCCCCUCAGGGUCUUCUGACUCCGACGGACGCCCUAAACCUCCCGGCUCGCUAACACCUGUCUUCUCGGGCGGUCGUGGUACCCGGGGCUGGAGGGAGCCUCCGGCCGCAUCCCUGCCCUGCCCCGACCCCGCCUCACUCCAUCCCGAGUCCCCUGACCUCCACCUGCGGGGAAGCCCCGCCCUCCGCCGGAGCCCACCCCCUCGGCCAGACCCCGCCCCCUUAAAGGCCGCCGCCCCUCGCAGCCCGCUCUCCUUCAGGGGGACCUUCCCUUGGGGUGACACCGCCACAUCAGUGUGUGCCCGGAGCCCCUCAGCGCUGCACCCCCUGCUCUUUGUGUCCCUUUCACUGAGGGAGGCCUCCCAGAGCGACUCGGCCGGUCCUUGGGACCCCUCCUCUCAAGGUGACUCCUCCCCUCGCUCUCGCCCAGCCCGCGGCGGUGUGACCCCGGCAGCAGGUUGCGCCCCGCGUCGCGUAGACGCGAGUCAAGUCUGCCCCCUCAGGCCGGAGGAGGAGGUGCACAGGCCUCGGCAGCGGUUGGUACCCUCUGAGUGCGCACGCCCAGGCUCGGGACGUGGCUUUCGUUCUCCCCCGACGUUUCCGGCUCUGCCGCCGCCGACUCCUCCCCUCAAGGUCGUCGCGAAACAGCCAAUCAUCGCCAGGGUUGCGUGA